This is a messenger RNA of Cinclus cinclus, 653 nucleotides long. It is a transcript of the gene NDUFS4, whose product is annotated as NADH:ubiquinone oxidoreductase subunit S4. Gene Ontology annotation, biological process: electron transport chain. The record is from RefSeq and is a predicted model, not a curated record. The transcript is spliced from 5 exons. Lineage: Eukaryota; Metazoa; Chordata; Aves; Passeriformes; Cinclidae. Bases 33 to 548 code for a protein of 171 amino acids.
GCCGCCGUCUCCCAGCAGCUGCGUUGAACAUCAUGGCGGCGAGUCUCUCAAUGUCAGCAGCGCUGAGGGGCCUCGUCGCCAGGAGCGGUGCGGCCGUGGCCCGCCCGCCGCCGCCAAGGUCACUGAGCACUUCCACAUGGCGGCUGGCACAGGACCAAACUCGAGACACGCAACUCAUCACAGUUGAUGAAAAAUUGGAUAUCACUACUUUAACUGGUGUUCCAGAUGAGCACAUCAAAACCAGAAAAGUUCACAUUUUUGUUCCAGCACGUAAUGCAAUGCAGUCAGGAGCUAACAAUACAAAGAAAUGGAAGAUGGAAUUUGAUAACAGGGAGCGCUGGGAGAACCCUUUAAUGGGCUGGGCAUCUACAGCUGAUCCUUUAUCCAACAUGGUUCUUACUUUCUCUACUAAAGAAGAUGCCAUUGCUUUUGCUGAAAAAAAUGGCUGGAGUUAUGAUGUUGAAGAGAAGAAGAUGCCAAAACCUAAAUCCAAGUCUUAUGGUGCAAAUUUUUCUUGGAACAAAAGAACAAGAGUGUCUACAAAAUAGGUUGGCAUUGGCUGUGUGACUGGGAAUAAAGUCAGCUGUGCUGUAUUUAUAGUCCAUGUAUAAUACAUCUCUUAAUCUCCUAAUAAAUUUGACCUUUAAACUGCA